AUUCAGAAAAAAGUCCAGAAGUUUGGCUGCUCGACAGGAUGCUACGAGCAGCAGCCUAUAGUCACACUGUAGAGUUGAUCUCUUCACAGAUUUUGUAUAGUCAGCUGCAGAGGACAACCUUUUAUUUGGAUUUCGUGCUGCAUUAUGGACUUGUCAGUCACGUUGAUUUUAGCGGGGCUUAUCAUGGCUUUGGCGUGGCUUUAUAGCCUGAAGAGUCGUAAACACAUAUGUUUACCUCCAGGACCGAUGGCUCUGCCACUCAUAGGAAACCUGCUGCAGAUGGACAAAAAAGCUCCAUUUAAAACUAUGCUCAAGCUCAGUGAAAGCUAUGGCCCUGUGAUAACUGUGUACCUGGGCCCUCUGCGCGUCGUGGUCCUCGUGGGGUAUGAUGCUGUGAAGGAGGCCCUGGUAGACCAAGCAGACGACUUCACUGGCAGAGCACCUGUUCCUUUGUUGAUGAGAGCUACCAAUGGCUAUGGUUUGGGGAUCAGUAAUGGAGAGCGCUGGCGGCAGUUGCGACGUUUCACCCUGACAACGCUGAGAGACUUUGGGAUGGGACGCAAGGGGAUGGAAGAGUGGAUCAAUGAGGAGAGCAAACAUCUGAUCGCACGCAUAAAUAGUGCCAAGGCCACGGCGUUUGAUCCCACCUACUUCUUGAGCUGCUCCGUGUCCAACGUGAUCUGCUGCUUGGUGUUUGGUCAACGCUUCAGCUAUGAUGACGAACACUUCCUGUCCCUUCUGGAAAUAAUCUCAGACACCCUGGCUUUUGGCAGCAGUCCCUGGGGUCAGUUGUAUAAUAUCUUCCCUUGGUUGAUGGAAAGGCUGCCAGGUCGACAGCACAUAAGGUUUGCCAAAAUUGAGGAGCUGAAAAAGUUUAUUAUGAAAAAGAUCCAGGAACACCAGGACACGCUGGAACCCAGCUCACCAAGAGAUUACGUCGACUGCUUCCUCACGAGACUCAAACAGGAAAAGGCCCUUCCCACAACUGAGUUCAACUAUGACAACUUGGUGUCAACAGUGUUCAAUCUGUACCUGGCAGGAACUGAAACCACCAGCUCAACUCUCAGAUUUGGACUUAGCGUGCUGAUCAAAUACCCCAAAAUACAGGAGAAGAUGCAGCAGGAGAUUGACACUGUCAUUGAACGGGAGCGUUUACCUUAUAUGGAGGACAGGAAGUCUCUGCCAUUUACAGAUGCAGUCCUUCAUGAAAUUCAACGUCUUCUGGACAUUGUCCCCAUGAGCGUCCCUCACUACGCACUCCACGACAUCUCUUUCAGGGGUUACACAAUUCCCAAGGCUACACUCAUAAUUCCCUUGUUGCACUCUGUGCUGAAAGAGGAAAAGCAGUGGGAGACUCCCUGGUCCUUCAACCCCCAGCACUUCCUGGACCAGAAUGACAAAUUCAAGAAAAAUCCUGCAUUCCUGCCAUUCUCUGCAGGAAAGAGAUCUUGUGUUGGAGAGUCCCUUGCUCGCAUGGAGAUUUUCCUCUUCCUGGUGUCACUUCUGCAGCGUUUCACCUUUUCUUGCCCUGGAGGACCUGACAGUGUAGAUCUCAGCCCUGAGCACAGCAGCUUCGCCAAUGUUCCUCGCAGGUACCAGAUCAUUGCAAUGCCCCGGUGGUAAUGACACAGCAUAGUUCCGUGCUUUCCACCUUUCUUUUUCUCACAGUGCAGUUAAUACAUAGCCUUGUAGAACAAG
Molecule: messenger RNA, 1698 nt
Organism: Etheostoma cragini (Arkansas darter)
Lineage: Eukaryota; Metazoa; Chordata; Actinopteri; Perciformes; Percidae
Product: cytochrome P450 2G1-like
Exons: 9
Coding region: 145-1623 (492 amino acids)
Biological process (GO): xenobiotic metabolic process
Cellular component (GO): intracellular membrane-bounded organelle; cytoplasm
Molecular function (GO): oxidoreductase activity, acting on paired donors, with incorporation or reduction of molecular oxygen, reduced flavin or flavoprotein as one donor, and incorporation of one atom of oxygen; iron ion binding; heme binding
Source: RefSeq, a predicted model, not a curated record